GCCCGGCGUGCGACAGGAUCGCGCUCGGCCGCGUCCCUGGGAUCGCGACGGCGGCGCUGGCGAUUUCCGGGUUCACGCCGCUGCGGAGGCCAGCGGGCGGCGUCUGGCCCACUGCGGCGCCGAACGUCUUGCACUGGCUGGUGGGGGCGCGCGCUGCUGCAGCCGCGAGAGGAGAACCUCGCGGCGAGCCUGGGCAGGUGCCACUUCGCCACCGGCACGGCGGCUGGCACGGAGAUUCCCGCUCACACCCAAUUGCUGUCCGGGGCCCUGGGCGCGAAGAACGCUCCCGGCUCUGCGGACCAGGCCGCCUGCCCCUCGCCGAGUGGGAGGACGGCCGCGGCCGCUGCAGGCGCCUUACAGCCACGAGCGGCGUCGACCAGGGAGACCCACUGGCGCCGCUACUCUACGCAUGGUGGGUGAGGCUGCAGCUGGGCCAUAAAGUCGCGGCCUCUACAGCUGCGGGUUGA
This is a messenger RNA of Prorocentrum cordatum, 467 nucleotides long. The record is from the annotation of a GenBank genome assembly. Lineage: Eukaryota; Dinophyceae; Prorocentrales; Prorocentraceae.